GCGAUUUUCUAUAGAUUCAAUAAUAUCGGUAUUGUUUCAUUGACUGAAGAUUUUUUUCCAUACAGAAACGAAUGAAGUCCUUUUAAUAUUCGUACACUUUAGAAAAUAAAUUGUCUAAAAAAAGCCUUUUAGUUAUGAAAGUGUUUAAGAUAAAAUUAGCUGAGACUGAAAACUUCGUAUAUAAGAAAUAUCUCAGUGGAUCUUAUGAUUAUUACUUCUUUGUAAAUAAUAGUUAGGUACUUAUCAUCAGUUAGAUUUAACAAAACUUCUACUAUACAUAACUUUACUAUACAAAAAGAAAUUUAUUUCCAUUUCUGUUUUAAACUAAAUGAGAUUUUACAGCAAAAAUUUCUUUAAAUUAGUAAUACAAAAUUAUAUUAUUAUGUGAUUUCCAUUUCAAAAACAUUAUUAUGUUCGUUCUUGAACAAAUAAGAGAUAUUCUGAUACAUAAUACAAGCCAAGAAUACACAAUUCAGCAAGUAAUGAAGAAAGGUGAUUAUUUUGAGAAGCACUGAAAGUUAAUCUAUUCAAAUUGUGGUGUAAAAAUAAUUGGAUUCUCACACAGGAGAGUUUCUUGCAUUUGACCAAUUCGUUCUCCAUGUCUCAAGAUGAAUGUCUUGUGGUUUUUCAAAGUGACGGCGCACUUCUUGAACGUAAAGCGAAUAGAAUUUUUUUUUUGCGAAACCUGUUGGUCACUGAUUACCUUCUGUGGUGUUUUGCUGUAUAUAGAAGAGCACGUUAAAAUGGUGAAAAUGUCCCAUCAUAUUGUUUCCAGAAGCACUUUGGUAUUGACUUUUCUACCUUUUGUGAUGGCGAAUGGGUUGUUUGUGCGCACCAAAGUGCAAUUGUAAGUUGUGUGUAAUUUGUAUUCAAAAACAAUCGCCAUCGCUGUCCUCCUUUAUUAGGGUGCAAAAGAACAUGAUGUUCAAUGGGAUGAGGUUGAGGUGAAAAGGAGAAGAUGGAGAGACAGGCUACUUGAAUAGGGGGAUUUAAACAACAACAACAACAAAAAAUGAGAUCUAGCUCCUCGUAUGGUUGGUACAGCACAGAGAGAAGGACCGAAGGCGAAUAGGAAGGGAAAAAAGGAGAAUUAAAGAAUAUAUUGAGAGGUGAUGCUUUUGUGUUAUAUGAGAAGACCAAAGAAAGGAGGCACCAACCAGCAGAGAGACAAGAAUCAAGAGCGAAGAAAAACGAAGAGGCAUCCAAAGCAAAAAUAUAUGUGUGUGUUUGGGGGAUUUCUUUUUGAACAUCAUGUGAAGAAUUAUCGAAAAGACAGGCGAUUGUGAUUUUUCUUUGGGUGAGCCUUCGCCUCCGUGAGUCCACAAGAAAACUUAAACAGUCUCGCUUGAGCUUCCAAUAGAAGUUGACUUGUUUUCACAUUUGCUCCGUUCACUUUUACGAUCAAGACCACAUUAGUUUUCUGGUGUGCGCACAAGAUGUGACUUUGGAUGUUAUUUUUGGUGAAUCUCCUUGAUUUUGCAUAAUCUUCGUGAUCUUUUUUGGAUUCUGUGAUACGUGAUAAGAGGAUUUUAUCGUGUUUCUUUGAGAAUUAAAUAAUCAGAACAAAAAACUCUAAAUCUUAUUCUCUUUGUGUCUGCAUCAUAAAUCUUCUUUUGGGUGAUUUAUCAUUUAGAUUUUGAGGUGUUGUUCGGGGGUGUAAAUCUUUUCUUGUACAAUACAAAACACGCGAAGAGGUCCCCGAGAAAUUGAAUAGAUUUUUUUCUUUGGAGAAUAAGGAAGGAGGCAAAAAAAAAAGAAAUAUUGAUGAAAUUUAUGAUAUUGUGAGUGAGAGGAAAAAAAAAAAAGGAACUUUACAUGGACAGAAGUGAAUUGAAACAGGUUUCCCUUAUGGCAAUCCAUCCGCGGUUUGAAAUAAAAGUGUGAAAAUAAGAAGGAAAGAGAAGACUUUUUAAACACUCCUAUUGAGAAGAAUCUUGAGAACGUUUUUUUUUGUACUCCGUGGGACAUACAUAUAUAAUAUUUGGAUGGUCUAAGAGAGGAGCGGACGAAAGCAGCAGGAGGAGAUCUUUUCGAGUGAGAAAACGAUCUCGAGAGACCUUUUAUAUUUCGACGAGAAAAAUCUCCGUAUAGUGCGCAAACAUUUGUGAAACCCAGACAUGGCGCCAAAAUCGAGAAAGAAGAAGGCACAUGCUAAAGCUCUUCAGUGCUACUGUGAGGGACACUGCCCAGACUUGCGGAGCAAUGGAACGUGCGAGGCUCGCCCUGGCGGGUCGUGCUUCAGUGUCGUGAAGAGCUAUCGAGAUGAGAAUCAUGAAUUGGUUUCCGAAUUUACCUUUGGAUGUAUGUCACCCGAACAGAGUGGAGGACUCCUUCAGUGCAAAGUUGCAACAGCUGCUCAUUUGCACGGGACAAAUAUCUUGUGUUGCAAUAAUUCAGAUUUUUGCAAUAGAGAUCUCAUCCCGGAAGAUACACCACGAACAACAGAACCACCCAAUGACCUUCCCUCUGCCACACAUUUCUCCAUGUACACAAUUGUGAUCAUUGUAGGCUCCUUCAUGGUACUCCUACUACUUAUGGGUCUAGUGACCCUUUGUUUCCUCCAUCGAAGACGAGAUAGGCGCAGGAAGAAGCAUUGUCUCGUUGAAUCAUCGUAUGGGAAUCAAAUAUCACCCCAUAUAACGGAUUUGGUGGAUCAGAGCUCAGGAUCGGGUAGUGGGUUGCCGCUGUUGGUGCAACGAACGAUUGCAAAGCAAGUUCAGAUGCUACAUAGUGUGGGCAAGGGAAGGUAUGGUGAAGUAUGGUUGGCCAAGUGGAGAGAUGAGAAGGUAGCGGUGAAGGUGUUCUUUACAACGGAAGAAGCAUCGUGGUUCCGUGAAACGGAAAUCUAUCAAACUGUCUUGAUGCGUCAUGAAAAUAUCCUGGGAUUCAUUGCAGCUGACAUUAAGGGAACGGGUACAUGGACACAGAUGCUACUCAUUACGGACUACCACGAAUUGGGGAGUCUGCAUGAUUUCCUCCAGCGAAAGGUGUUGAAUACGGAAAUGUUGAGGAAUUUGGCAUUGUCUCUGGGUUCGGGAAUAGCUCACCUGCAUACACACAUCCUCGGAACACCCGGAAAGCCCGCAAUUGCCCACAGAGAUAUCAAGAGUAAGAAUAUUCUUGUUAAGAGGAAUGGGCAGUGUGCCAUAGCGGAUUUCGGGUUGGCCGUCAUGUACAACAGUGAACUCGAUGAGAUUUGUAUUGCAAAGAAUACAAGGGUUGGUACGAGGAGGUACAUGGCCCCGGAGGUGCUCAAUCAAACCCUCAAUUCGGGUCAAUUUGAGGCCUUUAAGAUGGCAGACAUGUACAGCGUGGGCCUGGUGUUCUGGGAGAUGGCCAGGCGCUGUAUAACCACCAUCAAGGGCACUAAGAAUACAACGUGCGAAGACUAUGCCCUGCCCUAUCAUGAUGUCGUGCCAAAUGAUCCAAGCUUCGAGGAUAUGCAUGCAGCGGUAUGCGUUAAGACAAUUCGACCGCCAGUGCCAGCACGCUGGCAGGAUGAGGAGAUUCUCAGUGUUCUUGCGAAGAUUAUGCAAGAAUGCUGGCAUCCAAAUCCCGCCGUAAGACUCACAGCAUUGCGCGUAAAGAAGACUCUGUGCAAGCUCGAGGAGGACUUUACGGAAAACAACAAAAAGUCCGAUCAGUACUUUGUAUAGUGAUAUUAGGUUCUUGCAGUGGAUCACCCUCAUUGGCCACGCAUUUUCCUUUUUUUCUGGGAAGUGCUUCAUCAAAUAGUGCCCUGAAUGCAUUUUAUUUGUGAUUCCUCGUGCAUGCAACUACUUCAACAAAUUGCAAAUAAAAAGAAAUAUCACGUACUGAUUAGAUAGAGCCGUGUAGGACGUCCUCCUGCUUCAAAAAUUAUUGUACAAAUUAUUUAACAAAAGAACCCCCCUUAAUUUUCCUCGUAGUGAGAAAUUUAUAAUUUAAUUUAAGGAAAAAAAAUUACUCGUAGAUUUUAAUUAUUGAUUAACAUUUUAUUUUACCCCAUAAAAGCUUGCUCCAUCUAUUUGGGAAAGUUUAACAAAGGAGAGUUUUUAAUUAUUUUUUCAAUAGUCAUUUAAGGGAAAAUAUUUUGAAAGGGCUAGAUAAAGGAAAAAAAAUGAAGAGAAAAAAAUUAUUAAAGUGUAUUGUACAGAUUUCUUUAAUUCGGGUGCUGCAGUGUAGAGUUCUUUGAGGAAAUCCCUUCUCAUUUGCCAAUUUUCUUCCUCGAGAUUGAAGACAUUUUUUAUGCAUUUUUAUUCCACCCACAAAUGUUCACGUAAACGACAAUAAGAGGAAUAUAAAAAAGAGAAAAUGAAAAUGGAGAUAAUUUGUAAAAGGAAAAAAAAUAGAGUGUCGACGGAAAAAAAAGGAACUGUGAGUGCUUUUCUUGAUGGAAAUUUCUGUGAUUCUCCAGUGAGGAAGAUAAUAAAAUGUCCUAAAGUAAUGUUCACUUACAAAUCGCGAGGGAUAAAAAAAUACGAGAAGAUGAUUCCUUGAGGAUAAAUAGACUAUGUUAAUAUUAUAUUUUUUAUAUAAUAAUAAAACUACAUAAUAAUACGAUUUACGAGAUAGUGACGAGAAAACAACGUUAUUACUUAUAGCAUGUAAUAUUGGAUAAAAUGUACGAAUUGGCAUUCAAGCAUAAGAUUUUAACGUUCUCGGAUAGAUAUAAACAAAAAAAAAAAGGAAAAAAUAGUAAUAAUAAUAUGAGAAAUGAGAUGAGAUAUAAUCGUAUUAACUGACCUAAAGUGUAGGAUUUAUUGAUGAGAAAGAGAAUGAAGCAAAAAAAAUGAAUACUUGAAGAUGAAAUAAAGAGAGAGAAAAAAAACAA
Lutzomyia longipalpis is the source of this 4813-nucleotide messenger RNA. RefSeq names its product bone morphogenetic protein receptor type-1B (gene tkv). Lineage: Eukaryota; Metazoa; Arthropoda; Insecta; Diptera; Psychodidae. The record is from RefSeq and is a predicted model, not a curated record. Gene Ontology annotation, molecular function: transforming growth factor beta receptor activity, type I; metal ion binding; SMAD binding. Gene Ontology annotation, cellular component: signaling receptor complex; plasma membrane. Bases 2118 to 3656 code for a protein of 512 amino acids. Gene Ontology annotation, biological process: cellular response to growth factor stimulus; dorsal/ventral pattern formation; protein phosphorylation. The transcript has 4 exons.